AUGCCACCCGUUAUCCAACUAAUUGUAAUGAACUUAAUUAAGGCAAGCGAGCCUAAGUAAGGCUGGUUUUAUACACUAUGAAAGUUUCUGUGAUCACAGUAGGAACAUAGCAGAGCCGUAAAGUUGUGAAGGAUUUGUAUAAGAAAUGUUUGAGGUAACCGAGUCAGUAUUAACAUCAAACAUUUGUUACAAAUCUUUCAAUACUUAUAUAGUUUGCAAUUUACACUGCCCAAACGAAAUCCCUACUGCAGGAUCACAGAAAGUUUGAUAGUCGGUAAACCAGCAAAGAAGCACCCCUUAAAUUUUUCACUUUUCGUAAUGACGGCCAAAGCUAUAUGAACGUAUUAAGAUUUUUAAGCAAGCAAGGGCGAAAAUAUUGAUACAAUGAAAUUUACAAUAAUUUAGAAAAGAAUGAACAAUUAUAAUCCCACGCGCAAGUAGGAGACCGCAAGUCUAAUUCCUUAGUAUAAUACUCUGCAUUUACAACCGGAAAAUGACAGAAUAUCACAUCUUGCAUACAACACCUACAUCAUGCAUUUCAAGCUAAGAUAACUGCUACUUUAAGUUAAGUAGCUAGAACUCUUCUGCCCCAUAAACUCCUGUGAAGACGACAGGUGUUUUCUACCGAAUCAUUUAUAUACUUCAACUUUAGUUUGUUUGCCUUUUCGUCGUCGGGUUGUCCUAAAGAUCCCUAUGAUGUAGCAAAUGCUCAAUGUGUACUGUAGUAGAUUCAAAAUCUAAAUAUCGAAGUUAAGUAUUCAAAUUAAUACCAUAGUCCAUGCAUAGUCUGUAUAGCCACAUUAAAAAAUCCUAAUUGAUUCAGCUUCGUAUUAAUAUACCAGUAGUGAUAUUUUGUCAUUGCACAUGUAUAAAGAAAAUAUAAUUCGAAUCGUUUUCAAACAACUUUUUCUGCAGUUUAAUAAUUUGAAAGGCAUGCUUAUUGACAUAAGCCCCGUUUACACUACGCUCGAUUUUUGGUACCGUACCACUUUUUUGGUUCUUGGACUACCUAAAUAGGUAGUCCAUGAACCAAGGGGGUGGUACGGGUACCAAUUUUAUCCGUGCCGUACCAAAAAUUGAGCGUAGUGUAAACGGGGCUUAUAUAGUCGCAUGUUUUUUAAGACAACAAGGACAAUAUAUUUAUUUAAACUUUCUUGGUGAUGUAUUCUGUUCGACUCCAAAUUAAUCUUUCGCGCAUUUAUCGCCUCAGUAUCGAUGAAAGAAUAACUUCUCACACGACUGAUAAAUUUUCACUCAUGGCCAUUUCUAGGAAAGGCCAUGCAUUUUAACUAUUUUCCUCAUGCAUGUACUUCACACACAAAUCACGACAAUUUAUAAUGGAUAACUAUAAUAUAUUUAUUCAUAAUAACUAUAUAAUACAUAUUUAAUCAAUAUAAUUAUUCACCUAACUUGAUUUCUAAGUUAAUAACCACGAAAUUUUAACCUUUUAGGGUAUACACUAAACGCUCAUGAAUUUUACCAUUAUAUGUAUUAUUAUCUAUUAUGAGCUUGAAAAUAUUUUGUGCAUUUAUCGGUUCAGUGACUGCGAAAGAAUUUCUCAUACGACUAAAUUCAAAGUUACAAAAUAAUUAAAAUCACUCCCACUGUCACCUUGGAACUCAUAGAGCGUGCAUUCUAAUUUAAUUGCCUGGUCUAAUUUUUUACAUUAAAAUGGCUGACUCAUGGCUGAGCCGAAAAUAAAAUAAAAAUAAUCUCCCGACUGUUAAUAAAGUUUAAUUAACUUUCUCUCCAGGGGCGUAAAGCGACUGUAUUACUUAAACCCCGGAGAAGCCCAGUUUUCACAAUUGGCUGUUGGUGUUGGCUUCGUGAAGACUGAAUUAUUUUCUACUGUUAUCUGCUCAUUCGGAACUAUAUCGGACAAGAUGAAGCUUUCUGUGGUAAGUAAGAUACAAAGUUCUGCAUGUUUAUGAAUACAUUUUGACAUAUUAGGGCAGACGCUCUCUGGUUUGAAAUAUUUAUUUAACGAGCUUUUGACUGACAAUCUGCAGUCUUCAACUAGUAGUUUACAAUGAAAUAGAUCGAAAUGACAACUUGCAGUUUACAAUCGCAUACACGCGGAACAAAAACAUGAGACGAGUGACAAGAAUUGACAGUUAUGGUCACAUAAGUUAUUAAUGCGGACUAAUAGGUCUAUACAACGCGGGGAAAAAUUGUCAACGUUUCUUGAGUAAAAAAAUCCGAUAUUUUUCUCGUGAAUUUUUAAAAUUAUUGUCAGCAUUUUUGUUCUUGCAUGCAGUGUGCCAUUAUUCCACUGUUGAUCUGUGCCGAUUACCAAUAUUACUGCUUCGUUCUCAAAAUCAAUUCGGUGGGUCGGUUUUUCCAGGCAUGGUUGGCAAUGUUGGACCCGCUCUUACAUAAUUGUUCAACAUUUCUUUUAUGCUCCUUUCUUCUGGUGUUGAAUGUUCUGCCCGCCUCACAAAUGUAACUCCAGGUGUAAUCUGCGCAGCUGAUUCGAUAGAUGAACAUAGAUUGAUUGAUAACGAUAGAUAUUGCACGUUGCAUAAAGCUUUAGGUUCCUCGAUUAUUACAGUAAAAUCCCGUGGACACUGGGAACUUAUACUAUAUUUUCCAGUUUAGGGAGAAUAGGUUCUUAUAUGUCUGAUCACAACAUUUAGUUGUAUUUCAUGCAUAUAUGACAUAGUUGUAUUUGUGGCAACUGUCCUGGUUAUAGGUUCAAUAAAAAUGUAUUAAUUAACCCCUUUAAAUGGCAUAAUGCACCCUAAUGCGCCCUACUUUAGUAUUGUAGUCUAAUGCGAGACGAUUUUACUCGUCAAGUGGAGAGUGCUGCCACUCAAUGGGUUAAAACAAUCUGCCCACCAUCCUCUCAACCUUUAAGAAGUGGCAAUGCACACUGAUACGCCCUACUUUAGUAUUUUAAUCUGUCUAAUGCCAGACAAUUUUAUUCGUCUGAGAGUGCUGCCACUCAUUGGGUUAAAACAAUCUGCCCAUCAUCCUCUCAACCUUUAAGAAGUGGCAAUGUACACUGAUAGCCCUACUUUAGUAUUUUAAUCUGUCUAAUGCCAGACAAUUUUACUCGUCUGAGAGUGCUGCCACUCAAUGGGUUAAAACAAUCUGCCCAUCAUCCUCUCAACCUUUAAGAAGUGGCAAUGCACACUGAUACGCCCUACUUCAGUAUUUUAAUCUGUCUAAUGCCAGACAAUUUUACUCGUCUGAGAGUGCUGCCAGUCAAGAGGGCCCUGAAGAGGUAAACUGGGAACUGGGAUUGAUCUAUUUUUAGACUGGGAAAAUGGGAUUUGGGUUGCUGGGACUGGGAUUUGGCCACUGGGAAUGGGAAAUGAAGUCCUCAAAAAUGGGAAUGGGAUUGAGGUAAUGCGAGUCGAUUCCCAAUUUUUCUACAUUUUAAGUGUUUUAAAAUAUAAUUUUGAUCCGUUUUCGGUGUCUUUGGUCAUGAUUGUUGUUGUUAACUAUAUUAUUCACAGCACUACCUGCGAACAGGCAUACUCUGGCGCCCGGAAUUCUGGGUUUUCUGAUUAUGCGUGUCUCAGAAUGCUACAAAUGCCAUUUCCGGGAUUCAAAUUUAAAAAUGUUCUGUGCCUUCGGCACGAGCCCCCCCUGUAUUUCAUGAAGUGUCCACCACUUGCACACACGAUGGCUUAAAAGGUCUUAAAACUGUUUAUUGUACGGAUAAAUAAAGGGUUUUUUAUUGACUGGGAUUUCAAUAACUCGGACUGGGAUUUCUAAUAAAAAUCCAACUGGGACUGAGAUUUUGACCUUCACUCAAUGGGUUAAAUUUCACUCAAAUUUUCCAUCUACAAAUUCCUUCCAAAUAUAUUUACCCUUUUGUUUGUUUAGGCUGUACUUUUGUUGGCUUUAUUUACCACUACCUUGGCUCGCAGUCCUCUCUACAACCUUUUCAGGCGUGACGUCAAGGGUAAAAGAGACGGUAUAUCAUCCUUACUGAUUUAUAGACUUUUAAUAUACUUGUUCUUUAAUGUUGUUAGAGAUUAUAAGAAUUCUUGCUAAACUCUUCUUUUUAUAUUUCUUUUUAUAGGUAACGACAAGUAAGUAGUUGAUUUUUUUAAAUAUGAUAUGCCUGUGAACCGUUGAACUAUUGAAUGUGUUAGGCUAGUAUAUACAGGACCAUUGCUCGACAUUUUUGUUAUGUGAUUCUUUAUAUGCUGAGAUGCAAACGAAUUAUAAGUUAUUAUAUAUAAGAGGCGAUGCAUGAAAACCGUUCAGAGCCCAAAUAUGUUUGGCGUAUUUUGUUUUAGCAUUAUCUUCUAUUUCAUACAGUUAUAGUUACCUUUUCAAAUGUAUCUGCCGGCUCAAAAACAUGGAACAAUACAAAAAAGUUAAUGUGCUAUAAUAUUAUAUUGAUGCCAGAUUUAUGCAGCAAUAUAAGCAAAACUUGCUGAACUUCAAUCAGGUGCAACUUCCCCUCCCCUCCCCCACCCCAGAAAAUUUACCUAUUACACUACCAUAAAUUUUGUAGACAAUAUUAUAUAAAUUAUUUUGUGUUCUUUCGUUUUAAUUAAAGGGGUGUCAAAAAGAUUGAGAAGGAAAUUGACGAAGAAAUUGAAAUUGGUGAAGAACUGGCAAAGGACAUUGGAAGAGAG
Messenger RNA from Paramuricea clavata, 4598 nucleotides. Lineage: Eukaryota; Metazoa; Cnidaria; Anthozoa; Malacalcyonacea; Plexauridae. The record is from the annotation of a GenBank genome assembly.